This is a messenger RNA of Fusarium sp. VM40, 7653 nucleotides long. The record is from the annotation of a GenBank genome assembly. Lineage: Eukaryota; Fungi; Ascomycota; Sordariomycetes; Hypocreales; Nectriaceae.
AUGGAGCCAGAACUCCCUCGAGUAGCUGCGACGGGCCUCCGAGUGGAAUCCUUCCACUUGAAUGUCGGAGCAGGCGAUGGAGCUAUCCAUCUACUUACUUGCGAUAAACUCGCUCAAUUUGCUCCAGACGAACGUCGCGUCGUCUUGCAGGCUUAUAUCAUAGACGGCGGCAGAAAGUCACUUACAUGCACCAACCUGAUUUCUCAACUCAUCCGACGUAUCGAGGGAUGGUACAAGAGCCCUUAUACACAAAACGGCCACAACUAUCUCAAGUUUGAUGGGUUUAUGGUCACACACUGGGACAAUGAUCAUUUUGGUGGUCUAGAGAAAUGGCUUGCCAUUCAGAUUGCUCCACAUACAUUCGGAAAUGGAACGACCCGGCACAUUAUCUCAAGAGCGCGAUAUGACGUUGACAAUGGAAAUCCUCUCAGCUGGAUGUACUCGCCAUGGGAGUGGCCCGAUCAGUCUCAAUUCUCAGUAGACGAGGACAAUGGCAUUGGAUACCUACGUCAAGGCAACAGGCUGAAUCUAGCAAAGGUCCGAGUCAGGCAUGAGAUUCUGCUUGGACGGAAUAUCUUCCGCCAGAUAGCAGAACCGAUCGAUCCAAAGUACAGCCUUCAGAAGGUACAGAAUCUGGACGUGCUAUUAAAUACAGUCAACCCCGUACAGGAACCAGAUACUCCUAAUAGCCUCAGGUUGAAGGUGGAUGGGACCACGGUGGCGAUGCCAGCAAUGUACUGUAUUGCUGCGGAAGGUAAAAAGCUGGGAAGGAAUAUCGCUGCUCUCCAUACCGAGAAGAACAUGUCGAGUCUGGUUUUCAUCGUGGUAUGGAAGCACCUGGAUGGCACACACCACAUCUCACACUACUUUGCCGGUGAUGCCCAUAUCGAACUGGAGCAAGCUUUGGCAGGAUGGCUAGAUGGGGGCUAUGCCCCGAACCAAAAACCUUCCGCGUACCCAAUCACCACCACGAAGCUGAGUCACCACGGGGCGCAUUCAUCUAACCCUAGAGGGAGUUUCACGCAAUUUCAGGCCAAGAACAUUCUUGUUUCUGCCGGGGGGCAGUAUAGCCAUCCGACUUGGCAAGUAGUAUUAGCUAUAUACUUCUGGUUCCACCUCAGGCAGGAAACAAGCGACACUCCCUUUCGCAAACCUUUUAUUCCUUGCCGAUGGCCGUAUUGGCUACUUGCAAACAAGAGUGGAAGAAAUGUUCUCUCCAAGAUCGAGAAAGCCGACAUGGCACGGGAAACUAAGAGUCUUUCUGGCCUGAGCCUGAAGGACGAGACAGCCAAAGUGUUCAAGGACGUCAACGGCACUAGAAUCAAGCUAAAAAAGGCCGCUAUCAAGAACGUAUUUAGACAUUGCUGGGACGACGACGAUGAUGUGGACAUGGACGAGUUACUGAAUACCUUUUGCACGGUAAUGGGACAAAUCUCAGUCACUUCUACUGCAGCACCUGGUAGUCUCACCGUGGGCCUCAAUGGACCGACAAGAGUCCGUGUUUUAGAUAUGCUGGGAUACCAAGUCACUUCUGCGCCGACCAGUGACCAAGACGGCGUGGUGAACGUUGUCGGCUCGAAUGGACUGACCAAUCCUGUGUAUCACAACCUGGACGCAGCUGUUCAGCACUCGCCCUCCUCUCGGAGUAUCACCAGACGCCAUAGAUCUUCCACGAGAUCUCCGGUAAUGGCACAGGACUUCCCAAUUAAUACCUCCACUGCCCUUCUGGCCGCCAGAUCUAUGAGAGGCUUAUUUCAUUCCGAGACCGAUGCGCCAGGAGGGAUAGACAUGCAUCCAUACAAGGGCUUUGACCAGCCGCGGAUGUUCGAUCUUACAGAUGGCCCUCCGGAUUGGGACAAGAUUCGAAAGCUGAAAGGCCUCUAUGGGAAUUCCUCAACACUGGUUUCGGAAAUCACGGAUCCGCCCAAGUCGAGUGAGCAGGAGCAGUUAGAUGAGGAUUGGGAAGACCUGGGUGACUCGCUAUCAAUGUCAACUGGUUCGCGUCGAGCGAGCUGGGCUACCAGUGUUUCCCAUACGAAUUUGGAUAUCGCCUUUCCUACGGCUGACACCCAGACACCAGCCCGAGCACCUCGACUAACCACUGUCUUAUUCCAAAACGUUCCUCCUGAAGUUCGUGCUCUGGCAGCCGAGGUAUACCUGAUAGUGAAGGACGAGAAAGACCCAAACUCCGAGCCCAAGGCACCAGUUGGAAGCAAAGCAUACGUCUUACCUGAGGAGAGUUCGCACUACGGCUUCUUGAACACGUUGCACUAUCAAGGAAUAGGCCUCACUGGCGAGCCUCAUUCGGAAAACUCCACUCCCGUUGAUGACGAAGACGAGAUCUUCCAGUGGCUGGCUCGGUAUUCUAGCUGGGAUCCGGAAAAGAGCCCAGUGCCCGAUGGAUUUGCACUUGCAAUAAGACCCGUUACCAAAUGGCCCGUCACCGAUUGGGAGAACACGAAGUUGCACUUUGAGAUGACGGUCCCGUUCCUAACCAAAGCACAUCUUCGUUUCAGCACAGACCUAGGAGCUAAACUCACGUUUUCGAAGGUCGAUGCUACAGAUGUUACUCCGUCCAAGAGGGAGGUGACCGAAGAUGCACUAAAUGACUUUCUCGUCAACCGCAGGUCAUUGGUGUUCGGGUUGGAGUCUCUAACAACCCCAUUAAAGACCACCCUCGCCGAGCUUGCUACCUACAUGAGAGUCGACAUGCUCUCGAGCCCUCUUCUUGACUUCCUGACAAGAGAGCUGGAGUUAACAUUGGAUACCAACAAAGACUUCCACAACGCCAUUUGGUUUCGUCCGUCGAUGGAUUACGAAACCAUCAUGCGACUACAAUUUCAUGCCGAUAUUAGUGGCUUCAACAGCUGGCUUCAUACUCUAAGCCCAUCACUUAAAGUCGACACCCUUCGAGUGAUAGGACGAAAGAAAGCCAGCUGGGUCUGGAUGUCUCCCAACGACAAGAUGGUCUUUACUUCCUCACUUACCUUCCUUUGCCAAAUGAGCAUCUCAUCAAAACUACAGCUUGAGGGUGUUUUUGCAGCAGCCGAGGACUCAGUCUCCCUUACAUUGACUCUUAAUCGAGCAGCGAUCGAGAAGAGCUCAUCUUCUAUUGAAGCCAUGUCUGGUUCUAACGGUGUACUGCAAGAUAUCAUGUCUUGGCUUGCUGCCAACUUUCAAGUAUCGAAUAAGGAAGGGCUUGACGAAAUCCUUGACAAGGCCAAGAACUCCGAACAGGGUGUCAUUGGCGACAAGAGUAUACUCCCAAGGCGCAUCGAAAUCCUACUCGGCGUAGGUCCUGACGGAAAGAUCACAGGCGUCAGAGGUGUGAGCAUCGACAUCGAGGCUCGUUUGACCAUCGGUAAACCUGCUACUGCUGUCGUCGCUGAGAUGCAGGCUGUUUUCCUGUUUAAUGUUGGUUGGAGCAAAGACGAUGGAUUUAAUCUCAAAGGAAAGCUUUGGUCUGUCAUUCCAGACACCCCCUUUGCACAAUAUGACCGAGCUUUGCCGGAGUUUGAGGAGUAUGAGUAUCUGGAUCCUAUCUCUCCUGUCGACACCAAGAACCAGAUGCGCACCAUUGAUAUCGCUAGGCUUCUUUCUGACAAAGACGGUGAAGUCACCAACUUGCCGGCUGGUAUCCCAAACGAGAUUUACCUCUGCGAGAUUUCCCUUACACAGGCCAAUGUGGCUUUCAGCGGUGCUAUACGCUGUUCCAAACCACUUGCUGAUAGUCCCGGUGGCAGUGGGACACCACCACCACCAAUGCCUCCAACAAUCUCUCUGGACAAGGUAGAGCUCGACGCUUCCUAUACUUGGGGAACCACGAGUCCCAGCGAUAAAGGAUUCCAGAUGAACUUGGCUAUUUCCAUCGACCUUUACCUCGGUGGCGAGUUAACCGAGGAUAAGAGCCUGGAGGAUCAAUAUGCGGAAUCAGCAAAGCUCUUUGGUCAAGUGACGUAUGAUCGGGGUAACUGGGCCAUCGAGGCUGCUGCAUACGAACUUUCCAUCGAGCAUCUCCUGCAAUUCUGGGAUCUCGAUGACCGUGGACCUAUUUCGGACUUUCUGGGAAAAAUUAACAUCGAUUCCAUCAAGCUCAAUUAUGAGUUCAAGAACGGCAAGACAGAGACUGGAGCCUUUAUUGACGAUGGCAAGGACGUCAAAGCACCGAGCCUGCUGAAGAUCGAAGGCGAGUUCACUAUCGCUGAUGUUGUUUCUUUGACUUUCGACUACACAAACGAAGGAGGUGAAGGUUGGGCUUUGACAGCUGGUCUCGGUCCGUCCAAGACUCAUGAGAAGGCAACUGUAGGCGGCUUAUUGUCUGGGUUCCUCGAUACCGUCGUGGUCAACAGUCUACCAGAUGGCAUCCGAGACGCAGCUAUCCAAAACGCCGAGGGAGCAAAGGCAUUGCGACUCUUGGUAGCCAAAAGCCAAGGUGUCUCCGUCUUUGCACUAUUGAUCCAGAUUGAGAAGGUCAGUGUUUGGUUCAUCCAACUUCGCCAAGGUCCCAAGGGUGUGGUAAAGAGAAUCCUCAAGGCUGCGAUCAGCAAAAUCUCAGUGGACGUAUCUGCUUUCCAGACCACCAUCAACAGUCCCUGGGAGGAACUCUUUUUUAUGUGGGUCCAAGACAAGACUGUUCCAAAGCAGGGCGUUGAUGCCUUGACGGGUAUCUCACAGAAAGAGUUUGAGGCUAUGUCACAGGUGAUGAAGGAUAAGUUGAACGUGACAGACGAACAACUUCUUCUUUUCAAGCCCGCUGCCAACAAAGACCCUGCUCCGACCGUUCAACGUCAGCUUCGUCGCAUGACUCCAUCCGCUCCUGGCGAUGGAAAAGAUGACAAUGGUAAGGAUGGUGACGAUAAAGAGGCGAACAACGUUGUCAUGGCAGCAGGGUCUCACUUGGUCAUCGUGGCUAAGAAGGACGGCAAGCCAGGCGUCAUACUUGACUAUCUGUUCGGGGCCAAGAAGAAGCCCGCUCCUGGGAAGAGUAUGGUUCCUUAUGAUGCUCCCGUCGUCAAAGGAAAAGGCCCAGACGCCAGUGGUUCCGAGAAAGGUGUCAAGGCUCCCUACAAGGUCAAGAUCGGGCCACUGUCAGUUGGCAACGUCGGUCUUUGGUUCAAGGAUGGUAUGAUCGGCGUUACUCUCGACGCUACCCUCCUCAUGGGGCCUCUUGGACUGUCACUUCUUGGCUUCUCGAUCGGAGUUCCCUUUGGUGGGAAAUACUCUCUUGCCAAUCCACCACCUCCAAGUGCCAUUGACUGGGGUCUUUCCGGCCUUAUCCUAUCCAUGGACAAGCCUCCUCUUACUAUCGCGGGAGGUUUCAUGCGCGAUACCUCCAUGGAGAACGUCGAAGUUAUGUAUACUGGCGGCCUCAUUGUCGGCUUCAAGCCGUGGAGCUUCGAAGCCAUGGGGGCUUAUGCCACGGUGUACAAAACACAAACUGCAUCAGGGGAAUGGGUCACUACGAUUGACACCAAGCCUUUGAGCCAGUUCUCUCUACUUUCUCUCCAGGACGAUGUAGAGGAUACUGAUGGAAAUGAGGUUGUAAAGACAGGCGGCGAGAAGAGACCAACCUUUACCUUCUCCUUCAUUUACGUCAAAAUGAAUGGUCCUCUAUUCUCCGUCGGAUUCGCCGAUGUGGCUGGUCUCGUCGGUGGAUUUGGCAUCAACUCUGACAUCACCCUCCCAACCGUGGAGCAGGUCAUCUCCUUCCCCUUUGUCGCCGAACGAGAUUCUGCAGAGGAAUCGACCCCGGUGCAGCGUAUGCAAGACCUUAUGCAAGGAUCUUGGUUUCGUCCUGCAGAAGGACUAUACUGGGCUGCUGCGGGUGCUCGAGUCACUGCUUUCCAAAUGUUUGCUGCCAAUAUUGUCCUUGUCUUACAAUUCGGCAACGGAAACCUCCUAUUUGGCAUAUUCGGAGUGGCUACCUGUGAUGUCCCUGCUUUGGAAGCGCCUGUCAAGUUUGCGCACGUCGAGCUAGGUAUUGUCUGCACGUUCGACGUCAACAGCGGGAUUUUCAAAUUCGAAGCACAAUUGUCCCCUAGAUCCUUUGUGCUAGCUCCUCAGUGCCAUCUUACAGGUGGUAUGGCUCUCUUCUCAUGGGCCAAGGGUGAUCGCAGUGACUCGGACCCCAAGAACCAAAUCUCGGCUGGUGAUUGGGUCUUGACAAUUGGAGGAUAUCACAGAGCUUUCUUUCCACCCAAGCAAUAUCCAAAGCCGCCACGAUUGGGCAUUAGUUGGUCGUUGAGUUCCUGCUUAAGUGUCAAAGGAGAAGCCUACUUUGCCAUCACCCCCAAGGUAUGCAUGGGCGGUGGCAAGAUUCGAGCGGCCCUCAGCAUUGGCCUUUUAUAUGCUUGGUUCGAUGCCUUCAUGGACUUUUUAAUGAACUUCGAUCCAUUCUACUUCCAAAUGACAGCUCGUGUGUCUGUCGGAGUACGCUUCACGCUGGACCUUUGGUUGGUAACUAUUCGCAUCAGCGUCGAGAUCAGUGCUGGUCUAGACUUGAUGGGUCCUCCAUUUGGUGGCGUUGUUCAUGUCGACUUUUGGGUGUUUGGGUUCGACAUCAAGUUUGGUGCUUCGCCUAAACCACCACCCGCUAUCAAUCUGGACCGUUUCUUCCAGGUUGCCACCAAGACUGGCUCAUCUUCUGCAUCUUCUUCCCGAUUCUUGGAGGGAGACUCUGACAGUGCACUGUCGCAAGCAAAGUCACAACCUGAUACCGCAGCAAUCCUUCUCACGUGUGAGACAGGGCUAUUACCACCGUUUCAAGAUACAGAAGCCAAGCCUGCUACCUCAACUGCAGGUGAUAGCCCUGAAGACGAGAAGUGGUACGUGAAGGGCGGUAACUUCACGCUUAAUGCUUCCUUCCAAAUCCCACUCACUGCCGCUCGACUCACCGAAAGGCGGAUGAAAGUCGUUGGUGAUGGGAAGGAGGAGGAAACCCGGUACGCCGACUGCAUUAUCGAAGACAAGUACAAGAAGGUCUAUGCCAAGCCCAUGCAGCUCCACGAACCCCUUACUUCGACAGUCGUCAUCUCCGUCAAGGCGCCAGAACCCCGGAAGAAAAAGACACAAGACAUACAUGUUUUGGAGAGUUGGCAAGAUCAGAAGUGGAAGCUCGCGGCGCAGGUCAAACCUGUUCAGAGCUCCAUUUGGGGACAAUACGAUAGGAACCAAGACCCGAGCCAAGUCAAGGGGCCUAUCGAAGGGUUACUGAAUGGAAAGGACGCAACCAUGCAAUUAGUCACGGGCAUUAGUAUCGUUCCUCCCAACCCGGCCGUGGCUGGUGACUUGGUAAACAAGUUCAAUGUUACCAAAGACCACAUGGCUUCCGUACUUGACCCCAAGAAGCCCGAAUGGCCUUUGUUCAUUGGUGUGACGAAGGAGCAGGAGAAGGCUUGGGCACCAAAGGAGAGAGGCACAGAUUGGGAUGAUUUGACUGGUGAGUGGAGAAAGGUGGGAGAUACAACGACGUCGAAGGCUGUGGAUCUAUGGGCCAAGAGGAUGCGGUAUGAUGAGGAAAGUGUGGAAGGGGAUCAGAAGGACGAGAAGCUCAAAGGGACUUUCAGCCCUCUGCGAGGGAUUGCACCGAAGAAGCUUCUGAAUAAUUACACGCAGCUGGUGCCUGCGCUCCCGUUGGUGGCGGUCGGGUUUUGA